Molecule: messenger RNA, 1554 nt
Organism: Eimeria mitis
Lineage: Eukaryota; Apicomplexa; Conoidasida; Eucoccidiorida; Eimeriidae
Exons: 5
Coding region: 1-1554 (517 amino acids)
Source: RefSeq, a predicted model, not a curated record
AUGGCUGCUCGAUCCGUUGUACUUUUCGUCUUUGUUUGUCUCCCUGUUUUUCUCUUGGGACCCGUUGGCGAACAGCAGGAAUGGCAGUUGCCAUCCGUCCAGAUGGCCGCCGCACGCCGGUCCUCUCCCCCGCGUCCUAUCUUGAGUCCGAGCAGCUCAGAAGAACAACUGUUCUCCCCUGAACCUUCAGAAGAAGGCGAAGGGGAGCGGGCAAGAAAACGCACGAAGUCCUCCUCCAGCACAGGACGGCGUUCUGGGGUUUUUGAGUGGCCAGUGGAGUCAAUGCAACAGCCAGAGCAGCCACGGCCCGAGCAGCCUAAAGAACCGAAACCCCAGAAGUUUUCGACCCAAAAAGAAGAGGAAGAACUCGUGAGGACCGAACUCGGGGAAACAGCACAAGCAGCAGCAGCAGCAGCGGAGGCCGGCGUUCUUCAGACACUGCGAAACAUCUUCACCCCCCAGUUGGCCAGCGCACAAACACUCACAGUGGGAGUACCCGGCAAACUCCUGCGACUCGGCCGCAAGCGGGAAAGCAAUGUUUCAGAAGCGGACGUCGUGUUAUCACCAGAUGGAGAAAGCCAAGCAAAAAAACUAGAUCUAAAGCUUUACAAUUUAAUAGAAGCAAUCAAUGAGUGUGAAAUGCAGAAACUGAAUCGUGCCGUUCCUUCCUUCUGUCUGGAGGCCUUCGUGAGCUCUCCCCACACGUGCAGUAUACAGACAGCUACUUUGGGGACAUCUGCUUCUGGGAAGUGGUUUUUAUGCAGAGGUCCGAAAGAAACGGUGACAAGGAACACAAGGCCGACUUGGUUGCUGGACCCCAUGAUAAGAGAUAGGACAAAAACAAUAGCUACCGCAGGAACUGAGACGAGCGCGUUGCAAACGAAGCUCCUGGACCUGCACACGAAAGGUAGUAUGGGCAGCGCUGCCUUGGACUUCGACUUGUUGCCUGCUCAAGAUGCCUGGUGGCUGCCCUAUUCGACAGAACAGCUACAAGCGAUACUUAGAGGCAGCCCUGAAAAGGAACGCCCAAGCAGCAGCAGCAGCACUGGCAGUGCUAGUGGCAGUAAUCCUUUUAUUGUGGGCGACGCAGAGGCCUGGCCCCACCGCAUUGGUGCCACGUCCCUCAAGGCGACAGACGAACGCAUGCAGUCAUCUUUACAAAACAGAAACGGCAAAGGCUACUUGACUUUGCUGGGGGAAAAGGGUCUCAGGACGUCCUACGAGGGAUCUUUACAAAACAGAAGUAUCCCCCCUCCCAAUUCGCCUCUACCUAAAGAGUCGCUAGACGUGCUACAGCUCCGCAACGAGGUAUUUCUCAGGGCACUCUGCUUGGCCAAAAACUUCUCCUCUGGUCUCUUUUUCUCGCAUCCGCGGUUCCUGAGCGCGUUGCUUGGUAGCGCGAAAGUCAAGGCAGGAGACAUAAAUGCAGCAGUGCUGACUUGCGCAGACGGCAAAGGCUACUUGACUGUGCUGGGGGAAAAGGGUCUCAGGACGUCCUACGAGGCGGAGAGGAAAUCCUCUUCUUCCUCCGAAGCAUCCGACAUUGAGGCGUAA